Molecule: messenger RNA, 1679 nt
Organism: Octodon degus (degu)
Lineage: Eukaryota; Metazoa; Chordata; Mammalia; Rodentia; Octodontidae
Gene: St8sia1
Product: ST8 alpha-N-acetyl-neuraminide alpha-2,8-sialyltransferase 1
Exons: 5
Coding region: 472-1542 (356 amino acids)
Biological process (GO): oligosaccharide metabolic process; N-glycan processing
Molecular function (GO): alpha-N-acetylneuraminate alpha-2,8-sialyltransferase activity
Source: RefSeq, a predicted model, not a curated record
GCGCAGGAGGCGGGGAGAGGCGGAGAAAGGCGGCCGAGCAUCGCUCCGGAGGGGACGCGGCGGGUCAGAAGUCCGGGAGGGAGCCGCGCCAGCCCCGAACUCUCGCCGGGGCGACCGUGAUGCUGCAGAUCUGGCGGGAGCUCCUGGUCGCGGCCGCUGCCUUCUCUACUCCGGAGACCCCCAGCGCCCGCCUUCUGCAGGGGAAACGACCAUGGCUCUAGGUCGUGACUUGCCCGCCGGUCGCUUCCCCUAGAGAGGAAUCCUUGAAAAAGUUACCUUUUCCAAAAUCCUUGCACUGACCUUUGGGGCCGUGGGGGCCGAAGCAGCAGUGCGUGCGCCCGUGAGCCAGGAAGAGACACAAAGGUGUGCGUGUGCAUGGGGGGCCGGCCGCGCGCAGACCCUUGGCUGCCCCUGAGCCCCGCGGCGUCCUGAGGCUCCGGCCCCCGCCCCCGCCCCGGACACUGGGCUGCUAUGAGCCCCUGCGGGCGCGCGCGGCGGCAGACGUCCCGCGGGGCCAUGGCCGUCCUGGGGUGGAAGUUCCCGCGCACCCGGCUGCCCGUGGGGGCCAGCGCCCUCUGCGUGGUGGUCCUCUGUUGGCUGUACAUCUUCCCUGUCUACCGGCUGCCCAAUGAGAAGGAGAUCGUACAGGGGGUGCUGCAGCAGGGCACGGCGUGGCGGAGGAAUCGAACGGCCGCCCGGCUCUUCAGGCGACGAAUGGAAGACUGCUGUGACCCCGCCCAUCUCUUCGCUAUGACUAAAACGAAUUCCCCCAUGGGGAAGAGCAUGUGGUACGACGGGGAGUUCUUGUACUCGUUCACCAUUGACAAUUCUACGUAUUCUCUCUUCCCUCCGGCAACCCCCUUCCAGCUGCCAUUGAAGAAAUGCGCGGUGGUGGGAAAUGGUGGGAUUCUGAAGAACAGUGGCUGUGGCCGGCACAUAGAUGCAGCAGAUUUUGUCAUGCGAUGCAACCUGCCUCCCUUGUCGAGUGAAUACACUAAAGAUGUUGGAUCCAAAAGUCAUUUGGUGACAGCAAAUCCCAGCAUAAUUCGGCAAAGGUUUCAGAACCUCCUCUGGUCCAGAAAGACAUUCGUGGACAACAUGAAAGUCUACAACCACAGUUACGUCUACAUGCCAGCCUUUUCUAUGAAGACAGGAACUGAGCCAUCCCUCCGGGUCUAUUAUACACUGUCAGAUGUUGGUGCCAAUCAAACAGUGCUUUUUGCCAACCCCAACUUUCUGCGUAGCAUUGGAAAGUUCUGGAAAAGUAGGGGAAUCCAUGCCAAGCGCCUGUCCACAGGACUCUUUCUAGUGAGCGCAGCCCUGGGGCUCUGUGACGAGGUGGCCAUCUAUGGCUUCUGGCCCUUCUCUGUGAAUAUGCACGGGCAGCCCAUCAGCCACCACUACUAUGAUAACGUCCUGCCCUUCUCUGGUUUCCACGCCAUGCCAGAAGAGUUUCUCCAGCUCUGGUACCUUCAUAAAAUUGGUGCACUGAGAAUGCAGCUAGACCCGUGUGAGGAGCCGGCUCUCCAGGCCACUUCCUAGGACAGUGGAAGAAGAGGGUACUGCGCCAGGGUAUUUGUUAGGUUUUCUCUACUCAAUUCCAAAGGGCAACGGUCAGGUUGUUUUGUGGAUUCAUAUGUGCCAUUUGGAAAGAUGAGAAAAGGCCAAGAAAAACUCAA